Amphibalanus amphitrite is the source of this 1678-nucleotide messenger RNA. RefSeq lists its product as uncharacterized. NCBI's taxonomy places the organism in Eukaryota, Metazoa, Arthropoda, Thecostraca, Balanomorpha, Balanidae. Bases 293 to 853 code for a protein of 186 amino acids. The record is from RefSeq and is a predicted model, not a curated record. The transcript has 5 exons.
AGUCGCGCGGUGCCGUCGUCGGUGGUGGGAGGUGCGUUGCGUCGCUGCCGACGGACCGACGGACCGACGGAUCGGAGGACCCAUGGUGCAGGAGCGUGCUGAGGUGAAGCCGCCCUGUGGUGUGGCGUCUACGUGAGUGGAUACCGUUUCCAAGAAGGCAGAGCAGUGAGCGGCGGUGAGAGGGAGGGAGAGGGCAGAGGGCCGGUCUCCGGUGCUGACCCGCGACCGUCUGACCGUGGAGGUCCCGGCCAGCAAUGAGCUGCCCCCCUGCGCCAGCCUCGUCCGAGCCGGCAUGGACGGCCCAGCCAGCAACAGUUCUGAGGUGUCGGAGCCGCCGGCGGGGGGCGAGCACGCGGCACCCUCUGGCCCCUCGUCGGCCGGCUCCCUGCCGGUCACUGCCGAGGAGGUGGGACUGGUGCUGCUCGUGCUACUCCUCUGGCUGCUGGCCAUCGCGCUCUUCAUUAACCGCUGGGGCAAGAUCCGGAUGCUGGAGCCCUACCUGCCGGCGUACAAGAUGACGCCGCGCGCCGAGGCACUUACCGGCCAGCGUCAGUCUAUGUCGGAGAGCUAUCAGAGACGCCUGUCUCGGUUCGUCGACGUCUCCAACAGCUCACGCAUCAACUCGAUGGACGAUGACGGCCUGAUCGGGCGCUACAUGCUGCCCAACUACUCCCCGAACCGGCCGCGUCAGAACUCACUGAUGGUUCCCAUCACCAGCCAGCUGACAGCGGCCAGGAAGGUCAAGUCGGCAGUGGACCUGGUGUCACUGGUGAUUGCCGAGCAGCGCGAACAGCGGGAGAGCCUCUCCGGAGGCAUGUCAGGACUGUCCGGGGCGUGUCAGACCAAUGUCUGAUGGGUGUCAGAUGUCAGACAAAUGUCUGGUGAGUGUCAGAUGACGGACAAAUUGUGAUCUUAUUGCAAGCUGUUUGACCGGAGAAUGCCGUCUGUCAGUUGUCAACCCAAGUCGUGUGUCGGUAACACACACUGCAUCAGACGAGAAUAUCAUCGGCGUACGGCAGACCGACGCGUCCCGGACCAGUGUUCGCCACGGGCCCCAAAAUCCCCAGCCCAGCCCGGCCCGGGCCCAUGGGUUCAGAGCCCGGCCCAGCCCAUAGCCCGCUCUUGGCAAAUAUUCCAAGCCCAGCCCGGCCCGGCCCGUCAAAAAUAGCAAUCUAGUUAUUGUCUUUGUCUAUUGCUAUAAUAAGCAUGAUUGAUUACACUAUUUUGAGAACAAUUCAAAUUGCAUGAAUAUUAACAUGGCAAUCAUGACUCCCUUCUUUUCAAUGAAUAUAAUCAUUUCAAGCACCUAUGGCACAAAUUUUAACAGUAACAGCAAGCACCUCAGUCAAUUAGGUCAUGAUUACACACCUAUAAAAAGUUUACAUGAUUAUAUUAACUACAUUCUAUGAGUAAAGUUAUCUUGCAAGCUGAUGUGUGUGAACAUUAUCAUUCAUAAUUGGUGACUCUAAUGCAUACUUGAAGGAAGUAUUUGCCACAUACUCUAUACUUCCCAGCACUUACCAGCAGAAAAAAGCUUGACUUAUGGGAAUUGAUGAAUCUGUCUGGGAUUGACCUUGCUGUUAAAUUCACUCCAUAGAUGCUGCAAUAUCAAAAGCCUGAGAAAGCAUACAAAAUAGGUGACACUAACUUUAGCACUGUCUUCCAAAAAAAGAGAAAA